AGGUUUUGCCACCUUUCCUGCAAUGUAUGGCCAAGACGUUGCGAUUCUUUCCAGCUUAUCUUUAUUCGACCCCUGCUAUCGCGAGCCGACGUACAUGGCAUGCUGUCUCGCGUGCAUCCGAUCACGAGGGGACCAGCGAUCGAAGAAGCGAUUGAUGGGGCGGCGAGGAGGUACCAAGAGAGGGCCCAGCAGGAGGAUCUCUCGCGCGCGAGGGAGUACCUGGAGCGAGAGGGCAUCAGGCUCGUUCGGUCAGAUCAGGGCUGGAGCAGGAGGAUGCGCGAGGCGGUGAUGACUUGGAUCCUGGAGGCGUCGGAAGAAGGGUCCUCCGACGCUGAGUUUCACCUUGCCGCCUCCAUGUGGAAGGGACAUGGGAUCUGCCAUGACACGAGCCUAGCGUGCGCCUUCUAUGCUCGGGCGGCAGAGAAGCAGCACCUGCUGGCUCAGUACAACCUGGGAGUCUGCUACCUGCUUGGCAGGGGAACCGAUCCCAAGGAUGCUGAAGCCGCGCGGAUGUUCAUGGGUGCGGCUCAGGGGGGUGUGAAGCAGGCGCAGUAUGCGAUAGGGUCGUGCUUUUACCUGGGUGAAACAAGCAGGCCUUCUGGUUGGCCCAGGCGUGUCAGCAAGGGUUCAAUCCCAACGAGCCCCCGGCCGAGUCUCGCACGCACGCCACCAUCGUACCUAGAAGAGACUUCAGGAG
This is a messenger RNA of Guillardia theta CCMP2712, 697 nucleotides long. RefSeq lists its product as hypothetical. The record is from RefSeq and is a predicted model, not a curated record. Lineage: Eukaryota; Cryptophyceae; Pyrenomonadales; Geminigeraceae. The annotation marks the transcript as partial. Gene Ontology annotation, molecular function: protein binding. The transcript has 4 exons.